UCCAGAUCCGACCCGAUAGGAGAGCUCCGCAAAAGAGAGAGAGAGAGAGAGAGAGAGAGAACGGAGAGAGGAUGGUCGACGUUACCGCUCGAGAUGCUCGCCGCCGGCGACUCGUCGACCGGGGAUCGGACCGGCUGGCCCUCAUCACCGGCCUGUCGAGAUCCAUCCCCCCAUCGACGGAGCAAGCGCCGCAAUCCCCAAGUGCUUCACUCUUAGAGGAUGCCACUGGCCUUAGUUUACGCCAACAUCAUGAAAGCAAGGGACCUACCGCUUCUUCAGCUGAGAAUGCGAGUGGAAUAGAACCAGUAAUCAUUUCAAAGACUAUCCAUGAAACUCCCAGGCAUGAGUCAGGCCAUGAGUCCAUGACACCUGCUGUAAGCAAUGGGGCGACAAUGACCAAGUUUGAAGCAGAUGGUUCCUGUGUGAAAGCAUCAACUGCGUCGACAGUUCAGACAUCAAUUGAGCCAGCAAUUCAAAGUCAAACUGCCCCACAGAUAAAUCCUCACAAGACCCAAUCAAUAUUUACAGCAAGAAAAAUCAGUCACUCCAUUUCUUUGUCAGAAAACCUUCGCCUUAUCUGUGCAGUGGGUAUUGGCCUGCUGGUGAUGUUGCAAUAUCAUGCCUAUUCCUUCGGUGGUAACUUUGUUAGAAGCAUCAUCACUUUCAGGCCUCUCUUUCUUGUCUUGCUGACUGAUGCAACCAUCGUGCUUGGACGCAUGCUACUAGCAAAAGAAAGCAAUGGGGGAGAUAAUGAGAGAACGAAGUUGGAAGCUGAUUCAACAAAUAGCAUAAGUCAAGCCCUAGAGGCAGCACUGGUUUUACAGAAAGGUUUGACAGCCGUGACCAUGGAUUGUUCAAUCUGUGCUGUGAUAAUAAUCUGUGCCUUUGUGUUUAAAGGUUCCAUUUAGGAUAAUUUUUAAGGUUUUGCCUGAUGUGCUUCACCAUCAAAACCAGGGGCUGCAGUUUGUGCUUGUAAUUCCUUCCCCCUUUUUGUUUAUCUACAGUGAAGCAUAUUCGAUCUCUGGGACAUGUUCAUGAAUUAUUAUCAUGUAUUUAUUUUUUUAUUUAAUUUUCAUGUUCUUUUGCU
Dioscorea cayenensis subsp. rotundata (Guinea yam) is the source of this 1087-nucleotide messenger RNA. RefSeq lists its product as uncharacterized. The record is from RefSeq and is a predicted model, not a curated record. Bases 72 to 908 code for a protein of 278 amino acids. The transcript has 2 exons. NCBI's taxonomy places the organism in Eukaryota, Viridiplantae, Streptophyta, Magnoliopsida, Dioscoreales, Dioscoreaceae.